AUGCUAUAUUUAAAACCUUAUCAUCUCCUCUUCACCUUGUUUCUCUUUGGUAUUUUUCCCACCAAUCAUGCCUGCAACCAAAUAGAUCACGACUCUCUCUUGUCCUUAGCCUUCAACCAUAUGUCUUCUCCUCCACUAAAUUGGGCUUCCAUUGAUUGUUGCUGGUGGGAAGGCAUUUCUUGUGAUCAUAAACAUCAAGUCACCCAUAUUUGGUUACCUUCUAAAGGUCUCAAUGGGAGUCUAUCUCCCUCUCUUAAAAACCUCACACGUCUCUCACACCUCAAUCUCUCCCACAAUACACUUUCAGGUCCUCUCCCUAAGCGAUUGUUUUCUUCCUUAAAUCAACUCAAGGUCCUUGAUUUGAGUUACAACCAUAUAUUUGGAGAGAUAAUUGGUUGGCCUGCCUCCAUUCAAAUUCUUGGCAUAUCUAGCAAUCAUUUCAACCAGACAAUCCAAUCUUUAUUCCUUCAAAGAGCAUGGAGGUUGAUCGAACUCAAUGUCAGCAACAAUAGUUUCGUUGGCCCUAUUCCUUCCUUUCCUUGCACAAAUUCUUCCUUGGUCAGGCUCCUCGAUUUCUCCCAUAAUCAUCAUAGUGGCCAUAUUCCUAGUGGACUAGGGGCAUGUUCCAAACUAAAGGUUUUUCGUGCAGGUUUUAAUUAUCUCUCUGGAUUGCUUCCUGAUGAUAUAUACAAUGCAGCAAGGUUGGAAGAAAUCUCUUUGCCCUCUAAUGAUCUUUUAGGACCCAUUAGCGGCGACAUUGUGAACCUUGCCAAACUCACUUACCUUGAGUUAUAUGGUAAUAAAUUGAGUGGCAAGCUCCCUGUAAAUAUUGGAAAGCUCUCCAAAUUAAAGCACAUAAUCCUUCAUACAAACUCCUUCAUAGGUUCUUUGCCCCCAUCUUUGAUGAAUUGCACAAAUCUCACAAAAUUGAUUUUACGGUUCAAUUUUCUUGAAGGAGACAUCUCUACCUUCAAUUUUUCCACUCUUCAUCAGCUUACUGUAUUUGACUUGGGGUUUAAUAAUUUCUUUGGUAACUUGCCAGAAAGCCUCUACUCAUGCAAGUCUCUCAUCGGAAUUCGACUAGCUCAAAAUCAACUAGAGGGACAAAUCCUACCUGAGGUACUUCAAUUGAAAUUCUUAUCGGUCCUUUCACUUUCUUACAAUAGGUUAACCAAUAUCACAAACGCAAUCAAGAUUCUGAUGCGUUGCAAGACACUCAGUGUAGUCUUCCUUGGAGGGAAUUUUCUACAUGAGGUAAUGCCAAGUGAUGACAAUAUCGUUGAUUCUGAUGGAUUUGAAAAUCUCCGAUUGUUUAGUCUUAAAUCAUGCCAAUUGUCUGGUCAAAUGCCUAUAUGGUUAUCUAGGCUUAAGAAGCUAGAAUUUCUAAGUCUAGCUUCCAAUCGUAUCAUGAGUUCAAUUCCUAAUUGGUUAUUGACUCUUCCAAGGCUCUUUAAUUUAGACUUAUCGGAAAACCUCAUUUCAGGUGAAUUUUCAAAGGAAUUUUGUGGAUUGCAAACAUUGGUGUCACCAAAGGCUCUAGUAGAUGAUAAUCAUUGGGAUGUACCAAUAUUUACUAGCCCCAAUCCUUCUGCACAGCACAAUUUUCUCUCAAGCUUGCGACCAGCAAUUGUUGUUGCUAACAAUAAUCUUAGCGGCAACAUCCCAAUUGAGAUUGGUUGUUUGAAGCUUCUUUCUCGGUUGGAUCUUAGUUAUAACAACUUCUCAGGCAGCAUCCCAAACCAAAUUUCAGAGCUCACUAACUUGGAAGUAUUAGACCUCUCUGCAAAUCAAUUGUCCGGCGAACUACCAGCAUCACUAAGUAGUCUACAUUUCUUGCAUGCCUUUAGUGUUGCAAACAACAAUUUGCAUGGACCAAUACCAUCAGGCACU
Corylus avellana is the source of this 1890-nucleotide messenger RNA. NCBI's taxonomy places the organism in Eukaryota, Viridiplantae, Streptophyta, Magnoliopsida, Fagales, Betulaceae. The record is from RefSeq and is a predicted model, not a curated record.